Messenger RNA from Zeugodacus cucurbitae (melon fly), 1791 nucleotides. Its product is annotated as probable citrate synthase, mitochondrial. The transcript has a single exon. The record is from RefSeq and is a predicted model, not a curated record. Bases 138 to 1664 code for a protein of 508 amino acids. Gene Ontology annotation, biological process: carbohydrate metabolic process; citrate metabolic process; tricarboxylic acid cycle. Gene Ontology annotation, cellular component: mitochondrial matrix. Lineage: Eukaryota; Metazoa; Arthropoda; Insecta; Diptera; Tephritidae.
UAUGCUUUGCAAAUUGUGUUAAACUUUCAUUCAAAAUUAAACAAAUAAAUUUAUUUAUUCACUUCUAUUUCUAAAAACAUAAAAUAAUCUUAAAAUUAUUGAAACACAAAAACAACAAUAAAACAAUUUUGAAGCCAAUGUCUGUGUUAGGCCGCUCGUCGCAUCGGUGUGUUAGAUCCUUAGGGCAAAAUGUCAGCGGAGUAUUCACACGAUGCAACUCCUCGAGUAAAUGUGAUGCGAAGGACGGUGGCAAAGGUGGUAAAGGAGAUUUGCGUACAGUUCUCACUGAAAAAAUCAAAUCUGAACAAGAGAGAAUCAAGAAAUUUGUCAAGGAGCAUGGUAAAACGAAAGUGGGCGAAGUGAGCAUAUCACAAAUUUACGGUGGUAUGCGUGGCAUACCGGCAUUACUUUGCGAAACCUCUAUACUCGAUCCCGACGAGGGUAUACGUUUCCGUGGACUCAGCAUACCGGAAUGCCACGAAAAAUUACCGAAGGCUGAGUGCGGUGAUGAACCCUUGCCGGAGGCCAUAUUUUGGCUAUUAUUGACGGCGGAUGUGCCGACAGCGGAACAGGCAAAAAUGAUUACGGACGAAUGGAAUGCAAAGGGCGAAUUGCCGGACUAUGUUAAGAAAAUGUUGGAUAAUUUACCAAAAGAGCUGCAUCCAAUGACGCAUUUUUCAAUGGCCGUAACAUCGCUCAACAAACAUAGUAAAUUCUUGAAGGCCUACCAUAAGGGCGUGAAGCGAACCGAAUUCUGGAAGUAUUCACUGGAGGACGGCAUGAUAUUACUCGCCAAAUUGCCAAGUAUAGCGGCGCGAAUUUAUCGAAAUAUCUAUCAUAACGGCAAAGGUUGCGAUACGAUCGAUAAGAAGCUGGAUUGGUCGGCCAACUAUGCACGCAUGCUAGGCUUUAACGAUCCAUUUUUUUCCGAAGUUUUACGUCUAUAUUUGUAUGUGCAUUGCGACCACGAUUCGGGCAAUGUGUCUUCACACACCACCCAUUUAGUCGCUUCGGCAUUAAGUGAUCCGUUUCUCGCAUAUGCCGCCGGUCUAAAUGGCUUAGCCGGUCCCCUGCAUGGACUGGCCAAUCAACAGGUAUUGGUAUGGAUUGAAAAAAUGCAAAAAGAAUUGGGUAGUAAAAAUCCUCCAGAGGAAAAAAUCAAAGAAUAUGUACAAAAAACAUUGAAAUCCGGUCAAGUCAUACCCGGUUACGGACAUGCGGUCUUACGGAAGACCGAUCCACGUUAUCUGGCGCAACAAGUAUUCGCCGACAAGUAUUUGCCGAAAUACGAAACAUAUCAGUUGGUGCGGAAAAUUUACAAAGUGGUGCCACCCAUACUACAAUCUCUGAAGAAAGUAAGAAAUCCCUGGGCCAAUGUGGAUGCACAUUCCGGUGUCUUGUUGCAGUAUUACGGCUUGAAGGAAAUGCAAUACUAUACGGUGUUGUUUGGUGUUUCGCGUGCGAUUGGUGCGAUGUCGUCCAUCACUUGGCAUCGUGCCCUGCAAAUACCCAUCGAGCGGCCGGUCAGCUUCACCAGCGAUGCACUAAUGGCGCUUGUGAAGAAAAAAGAGUCAAAAGCUGGCGAAGGCGAUAAAUGUAAAGCUGAAGAUAAGGGCAAAGGUAAAGAUAAAGAGAAAGGUGAUAAAAAACCGAAAAAAGUUUAAGUUCGUUGCAAUCAAAUAUUGCCUUGUACUAUACCGUGUGCUUUAAACAGCGUCCUCUCAAAAUUAACUGUUAACCGUUAUACAUGUUCCGUUAAACGAAUUAAAAUGCGUUUAUUAUUCAGCUAAA